Molecule: messenger RNA, 520 nt
Organism: Antrostomus carolinensis (chuck-will's-widow)
Lineage: Eukaryota; Metazoa; Chordata; Aves; Caprimulgiformes; Caprimulgidae
Product: tubby-related protein 3-like
Exons: 4
Biological process (GO): protein localization to cilium
Cellular component (GO): cilium
Source: RefSeq, a predicted model, not a curated record
GUCAAACCUCAUGGGAACUAAAUUUACAGUCUAUGACCGUGGAGUUAGCCCAGCCAAGGCACAAGGUCCAGUGGAAAAGGCUCACACGAGACAGGAGCUUGCAGCUAUUUGCUAUGAAACCAAUGUAUUAGGAUUCAAGGGUCCCCGAAAAAUGUCUGUGAUCAUUCCAGGAAUGAAUACGAAUAAUAAGCGAAUUCCAAUCCAUCCACGAAAUGAACAUGACAGUCUGCUGUCAAAAUGGCAAAACCAACAUUUAGAGAACCUCAUUGAGUUGCACAACAAGGCUCCAGUCUGGAACGAUGAUACACAAUCCUAUGUUCUGAACUUCCAUGGGAGAGUCACUCAGGCCUCAGUGAAGAACUUCCAGAUUGUCCAUGAAAAUGACCCUGACUACAUUGUGAUGCAGUUUGGGCGUGUAGCAGAAGAUGUGUUCACUCUGGACUAUAAUUAUCCUCUCUGUGCUCUUCAGGCCUUUGCUAUUGGACUCUCCAGCUUUGACAGUAAAUUGGCCUGUGAAUGA